Messenger RNA from Vombatus ursinus (common wombat), 1251 nucleotides. RefSeq names its product CKLF-like MARVEL transmembrane domain-containing protein 7. Gene Ontology annotation, cellular component: membrane. Bases 38 to 601 code for a protein of 187 amino acids. The record is from RefSeq and is a predicted model, not a curated record. The transcript has 5 exons. Lineage: Eukaryota; Metazoa; Chordata; Mammalia; Diprotodontia; Vombatidae.
AGCAGGCGGGGGCCGGGGCUGCAGCCGCGCCUGGCAGAUGGACCCACGGAGCCACAGACCCGGCGCCAUGUCUCACGGCCCCGGCGUCAUUCGCACCACAUGCAGCAGCAGUGGUAUCUUCGGAGUGGGCGCACCCCCACCGGGCCCGGCCCCAGUCCCGGGCCCCUCCGAGGGACUGGUGGCCCGCGGUUACCCCACUACCUACCCCGCAUUGCUCAAGGUGGCGCAGAUGAUCUCUCUCCUCAUUGCCUUCCUCUGUGUGAAGAACUCCAUGUGGACUGAUUACAGCGCGUACAGCUACUUUGAAGUGGUCACCAUGUGUGACCUGCUGAUGAUUCUCGUCUUCUACCUGGUCCAUCUUUUCUGCAUCUACAGGAUGCUCACCUGUAUCAGCUGGCCAUUGGCGGAAUUUCUGCAUUACUUAAUUGGUACAAUCCUCCUGCUGAUUGCAUCCAUCGUGGCAGCAUCCAAGAGUUACGGCAUAGGCGGCCUCGUGGCUGGAGCGGUCUUUGGGUUCCUGGCGACUUUCCUGUGCACGGCGAGCAUCUGGUUAUCCUACAAGAUCUCAUGUAUAACGCAGGCCACAGCUGCAGCUGUGUGAUGGCGUCACUCAUAAUGCCUCGUGCCCCCCGGUAGGAAGAGCCCCUGUGGGGCUGGCAGGGACGUGUGGCUGAUAGGGGAGGCCAGCCAGAAGGACCACCUGGCACUGGGACGAAGAAAGGCUUUUGAAGCAAAGUCUUCGAUGCCGAAGUCCUGCCUAGAAGGAUGGAGAGGCCUUCUGAGGGUUCCCUUACCCCUUCCCUGGAGUUCUGCCCAGAAUAUGGGGUUCCCAAAGACUCUUCUCCAGCUUUCCUCGCAACAGCCUGCCUGUUCCUGGGCGUGAGAUGGGACAAACUGGACAGGAUGGCCGGGAAGGGAAGCCACGCCCUUUGCCUACUUCUGCCUGUGAAACCUCUUCUGGCCCCGGGUCUCCCAUUUCAUAGAAUAGGAGUGCAAAACUGAGUCCUUGUCUAAUGCUGUCUUCAAUUCACUCUGGACCUAAGGAACAUUAUAGAAAUCCUUUUGUAAAACACCACCCCCACAUCCCUAAUUUAUCUGCUUUUGUAAAUCCAACCUUGGCGAUGUUUAGCUUGCUGAAAGUGAGAUACACCCAGAUAAACACAGUACAAGUAGGAAUGCGACCCCCGUGCCUCAUUUCAUCUUCCCUGCCUUUUCCUGCCGCAGACCAAAGGAAGUAAAACCUAAACUCGG